UUUUUCUUUUUUUUUCUUUGAAUAACAAAUUAUGAACCAAAGCAUGGAGAUUGACUUUGCCACAUACGCCCAGCUUACGGACUCGAUGAACCUGCUGCCCUCUGAGGUGUUCUACCCACCCGCACAGAUGGGCGGCAUGCCACUUGCCGGGCACUUGGAUCAAGGAAACAAUGGACCUUUUGCUCAGGGAAACGUCGCGAACUUUGGUCAGGGAAACGUCGCGAACUUUGGUCAGGGAAACGUAGGGAACUUUGGUCAGGGAAACGUCGCGAACUUUGGUCAGGGAGGCACCGUUAAUGACAGUACUUUUGGCCAUCAAAACAACAUGAAUCUCCCUCAAGAAAGUCUCAACUUUGGCCAAGGCCAUGGAAGUCCCAGACAGAUCUUCAGCAAUCCCAAUCCGAUGGGUUUCCACAACGAUCCCAAUAUUCCCGUGGGACUGGAGGACCUCUCCGACAACUUCCGUGCCAAUCCCAAUGGCCGAAUGUUCCGUCAGCCCAUAAGCCCGGAACAGUAUCGCCGAAUGGCCAUCAUGCAACAGCGGGCACGUCAAAUGUUGGCCCGCAAUGGAUUGCAUGCCCCUAAUGAUAUCCCUCGCUUUAGUGGCGGUGAUGCUGGUAUUACGUUUCCCGUUACUGAACGUCACAACCCAAAUGCUGGCCCUCGUGGUAGUCGACGUAGAACCUUUUGGUAAAGUCAUUUGACAAGAUGAUUAGCUGCUUGAUUUUAGAAUCAAAAUUAAUCAAAUCGUACAAGUUCGAAAAUAAAUUAAAUGUGCAAAGAGAUUUAAGGAAA
Drosophila persimilis is the source of this 795-nucleotide messenger RNA. RefSeq lists its product as uncharacterized. The transcript has 3 exons. Lineage: Eukaryota; Metazoa; Arthropoda; Insecta; Diptera; Drosophilidae. The record is from RefSeq and is a predicted model, not a curated record. The coding region runs from base 32 to 694 and encodes 220 amino acids.